Messenger RNA from Hypoxylon fragiforme, 952 nucleotides. RefSeq names its product Rho2 GTPase. NCBI's taxonomy places the organism in Eukaryota, Fungi, Ascomycota, Sordariomycetes, Xylariales, Hypoxylaceae. The record is from RefSeq and is a predicted model, not a curated record. Gene Ontology annotation, biological process: small GTPase-mediated signal transduction. The transcript is spliced from 4 exons. The coding region runs from base 216 to 809 and encodes 197 amino acids. Gene Ontology annotation, molecular function: GTP binding; GTPase activity.
GUUCGAUAGUCGAUCUAUUUUUGACGUCUUUGUCAAUUAGUUAUCUACACAGCCUCUGUUCCCUACAUAGCCCCCACGACGUCACCCACCAUCAAUGAAGCUCAUAAUCAUCCAAGCGAGCCUUGUCUCGCAGACACAUAACUCUCCCCUCCUUUCUCAACUUAUCCAAAAACUUCUCUACACCUGGCUACCGUUACGUUUGUUCGACUUGCGCCAUGCCCGUUACUAACCCGAUCAACAGGAAACUAGUCAUUAUUGGCGAUGGAGCUUGCGGCAAGACCUCUUUAUUGAGUGUCUUCACAUUGGGAUAUUUCCCAACUCACUACAUCCCGACCGUGUUUGAGAACUAUGUCACAGAUUGUAGGGUAGACGGCAAGUCGGUACAACUAGCAUUAUGGGAUACAGCAGGCCAGGAAGACUACGAACGUUUGCGACCGCUCGCGUACUCGAAAGCGCAUGUGCUACUAAUAGGAUUCUCGAUUGAAUCACCGGAUUCGCUCGAUAACGUGAAGCACAAGUGGAUAGAAGAAGCGACCGAGCGAUGCCCCGAUGUUCCCAUCAUCCUAGUAGGCCUGAAAAAAGAUCUGCGGGAUGACCCCGUCGCAGUCGAAGAGAUGCGCAAGAAAAGCCUGAAAUUUGUGACCGAGCGACAGGGGGACCAGGCCGCGCAAGAGAUCGGCGCGCGCAAGUACCUCGAGUGCUCCAGUCUUAGCGGCGAGGGUGUCGACGAUGUCUUCGAAGCUGCUACUCGUGCGGCCCUACUCAUCUUCGAAAAGGGUGAAGGCGGCGGGUGCUGUGUCAUAUUAUGAGCGUACCUAGACACGCGGAUCGAUCGGGCCGGCCACGAUGGCGCCAAAGAAAAAGACCCCCCCAAACCGAGGGCAAACUGCAUAUAACUAUAAAAUGGGAACGAAACGAACGACUUUCUCCCCGGGGAUAAUCAAAAAAUUGG